CGGGGGAUCCCACCUCUUCCUUCCUCGGACGCUCGGGCUAGGUAGGGCACCGGCUAGGUCCUGGUUCGCGUCGCCCGAGUCUUCCGAGAAGCGUGGCGCCUUCCUGGCCUACCGUGUGACUGACCCUCCGCUGUAUCCUGCUGCUGUCCCUCAGGUGAGGGAAGCCGGGCUGCAGAGCCUGCAGAGCACGACCUUCCCGGCUGCCUCCUGACUUUCCUCCUUAAUCCUUUGAAGACCGUUCCAGGUAGGGAAGGGGAACGAUGCCGGCCACGCAGAAGCCCAUGAGAUACGGACAUACAGAAGGACACACGGACGUCUGUUUUGAUGAUUCUGGAAGUUGUAUUGUGACUUGUGGAAGUGAUGGUGAUGUGAGAAUUUGGGAAGACUUGGACGAUGAUGAUCCUAAGUCCAUUAAUGUGGGAGAAAAGGCAUUUUCAUGUGCUUUGAAGAAUGGGAAAUUGGUCACUGCAGUUUCUAACAAUACUGUUCAAGUCCACACAUUUCCUGAAGGCGUUCCAGAUGGCAUAUUGACUCGAUUCACUACCAAUGUAAACCAUGUGGUCUUUAAUAAGGAUGGUACUAAGAUCGCUGCUGGAUCAAGCGAUUUUCUGGUCAAAGUGGUGGAAGUGAUGGAUAACAGCCAACAGAAAACAUUUAGAGGACAUGAUGCCCCUGUUUUAAGUCUGUCUUUCGAUCCUAAGGACAUCUUUCUGGCAUCAGCUAGCUGUGAUGGAACUGUCAGAGUGUGGGACAUUUCAGAUCAGACAUGUGCUAUUAGCUGGCCUCUACUCCAAAAAUGCAAUGAUGUAGUAAAUGCAAAAUCCAUCUGCAGACUUGCCUGGCAGCCCAAAACUGGAAAGUUACUAGCAAUUCCUGUGGAAAAAUCUGUAAAGCUGUAUUGGAGAGAAACUUGGAGUAACCCUUUUGAUCUUUCAGAUAGCUCUAUCUCUCAGGCUCUCAAUAUAGUAACCUGGUCUCCCUGUGGGCAAUAUUUAGCUGCAGGUACCAUUAAUGGCUUAAUUGUAGUUUGGAAUGUAGAAACCAAAGACUGCAUGGAAAGGAUAAAACAUGAAAAAGGUUAUGCAAUUUGUGGCCUGUCCUGGCAUCCUGCUUGUGGUCAAAUAUCUUAUACUGAUGCGCAAGGAAAUCUUGGGCUCCUGGAAAAUGUUUGUGACCCCAGUGGAAAAAUGUCGAGCAAUAAGGUGUCUAGCAGAGUGGAAAAUGAUUACAAUGAUCUUUUUGAUGGAGAUGAUGCAAGUAAUGCUGGAGAUUUUCUGAAUGACAAUGCAGUUGAGAUCCCUUCUUUUUCAAAAGGGAUUAUAAAUGAGGAUGAGGAUGAUGAUGACCUCAUGCUGACUUCAGGUCGUACAAGACAGCGAAACCACAUCCUAGGAGAUGACGAAAACUCAGCUGAUGCUACAGUGCUACAAACUGGUCUUUUCAAAGAAGAGAAAGAAGAUGAUCAGGCAGGCAAUAUUCACAGUCUACCCCUUAUAAAAUCCCAAAGGCCAUUUUAUGAUGGGCCCAUGCCAACUCCCCGACAAAAGCCAUUCCAGCCAAGUUCUACACCCUUGCAUCUCACUCAUAGAUUCAUGGUGUGGAACUCUAUUGGAAUUAUUCGCUGUUACAAUGAUGAGCAGGACAAUGCCAUUGAUGUGGAGUUCCAUGACACCUCCAUACACCACGCCACACACUUAUCAAACACUUUGAACUACACAGUGGCAGAUCUUUCCCAUGAAGCUAUUUUGUUGGCAUGUGAAAGCACUGAUGACCUAGCCAGCAAGCUUCAUUGCCUGCACUUCAGUUCCUGGGAUUCAAGUAAAGAGUGGGUAGUUGAUAUGCCUCAGAGCGAGGACAUUGAAGCCAUAUGUCUUGGUCAAGGAUGGGUUGCUGCUGCCACUAGUACCUUGCUCCUUCGAUUAUUUACAAUUGGAGGGGUUCAGAAAGAGGUCUUCUGCCUUCCUGGACCUGUGGUGUCUAUGGCAGGACACGGAGACCAACUUUUCAUUGUUUAUCACAGAGGUACAGGGUUUGAUGGAGACCAGUGCCUUGGAGUUCAACUGCUAGAGCUGGGGCAAAAGAAAAAACAAAUUUUGCAUGGUGACCCUCUUCCACUGACAAGGAAAUCCUACCUUACAUGGGUUGGGUUUUCGGCUGAAGGUACUCCCUGUUACGUGGAUUCUGAAGGCUGUGUUCGAAUGCUUAACAGAGGGCUUGGUAAUACAUGGACUCCUAUAUGUAACACAAGAGAACACUGCAAAGGAAAAUCUGAUCACUACUGGGUGGUUGGUAUCCAUGAAAAUCCCCAGCAGCUGAGGUGCAUCCCUUGUAAAGGUUCUCGGUUUCCUCCCACCCUUCCCCGUCCUGCUGUAGCUAUAUUAGCCUUUAAGCUUCCAUACUGUCAGGUUGCAACAGAGAAAGGCCAAAUGGAGGAACAGUUUUGGCGUUCAGUUCUGCUUCACAACCACCUUGAUUACUUAGCUAAAAAUGGUUAUGAAUAUGAAGAGAGUACUAAAAAUCAAGCAAUAAAAGAACAACAGGAACUUUUAAUGAAAAUGCUUGCACUUUCUUGUAAACUGGAGCGAGAAUUUCGCUGUGUGGAACUUGCUGAUUUAAUGACUCAGAAUGCUGUGAAUUUAGCCAUUAAAUAUGCGUCUCGCUCUCGGAAAUUAAUAUUGGCCCAAAAACUUAGUGAACUAGCUGUUGAGAAGGCAGCUCUUCUAGCAGCAACUCAGGCAGAAGAGGAGGAAGAAGAGGAUUUCAGAAAACAGCUGAAUGCUGGUUACAGUAAUACUGCCACAGAGUGGAGUCAGCCAAAGCCCAGACGUCAAGUUGAAGAUGAUGCUGAGGACAGAGGAGAGAAUGAUGAUCUUGAAGAGCAUGAGGUCCACAAGCAUGGACACGGCUUAUCCCAGAGUACAAAUUUCUCUGAUACGCCAACUGGUGCUGUUAUCUGUAGCAACCAGGGACGAGUAAACCCCUUCAAGGUACUUGUUAAUUCCAAAGAACCAGCCAUAUCAGCAAAUUCAACACGUUCAACUAAUAUUUUAGACAAUAUGGACAAAUUAUCCAGGAAAUCCACUCCACUUAAUCGAGCAGCAAAUAAUGAAAAGUCUCCAGUUAUAAAGCCUCUCAUUCCCAAGCCAAAAUCUAAGCAGGUAUCUGCAGCAUCCUAUUUCCAGAAAAGAACUUCACAGGCUGAUAAGACUGAGGAAAUAAAAGAAGAAAAUCCUAAAAUUCCAACAUCUGAAACCCCAGCUAUGUCCCCUCAAAACUCUGAACAUCAAAGACCAAAGACUGGGUUCCAGGUGUGGCUGGAAGAAAAUAGAAGUCAUAUAUUGUCUGACAACUCUGACUUUUCAGAUGAAGCAGACAUAAUAAAAGAAGGAAUGGUUCGAUUUAGAGCAUUGUCCGCUGAAGAAAGGAAGGCAUGGAAUAACAAGGCCAAGGGAGAAACCACCAGUGAUGGAGCCGAAGCAAAGAAGCGAAAACGUGUGGUUGAUGAAAGUCAUGAGACAGAAAACCAGAAAGAAGCAACAAAGGAGAAUCUGAGUUUGCCUAAAAAGCAAAAAGCUUUAGAUCUUCCUGCUAAUCAGAAACUGUCAGCUUUUGCAUUUAAGCAGGAAUAAAAGAGGAAGAAAGUGAGCUUGGGAAAAUGAUGGAACUUUUGUUCAUCUCUUGAUGAGUCUGGACUUCUAUUAAUCUUUAGAAAACACACCAUUACAUAUGUAUUUUUAAAGAGUUUAAAGAGAGCUUUGUUUUUAUAGGGGUGUAGCUCAGUGGUACAGUGCUUGCCUAGCAUGCACAGGCCCUGGACUCCAUCCUCAUCACCACAAAAAAUUAAAAAGGCAAUGCAGUGAUUAUAUUGGGAUCAGAAACAGCCUGUUUAAGAGCUAUCAUCUUUGCAGAUUACUCUGCCUCCUGUGGGAGAAUUAUGAUUGCAGUUACUGACCAGAGGCUACCAUCAUGUCCCAGUGGAAGCCAUUUAUAUUGUUUCUAACCUUUAAAAUUAUUAAAAGCCAAGAACUUAAAACUUCUGUGAGUUGAACAACCGUCUUGGAGUUUCCUCCCUUUGCUUAUACUGCAUAGUAUACACGCCAACCUAAGAUAAGUUACCACAGACUGCUCUGUGUCUACUGUACCUCAGGGACCAUGACUUUUAAUAUGGGCCCCAAUGUGUAAAUAACCUUGUAAAUCAGAUAUUUUAUUUUGUGUGUUUUGGAACUUCAUAUAUGGCUUUCAAUUAUGUUUGUAUAACCUGGAUUAGUUUUAGGUAAAUAAAACUUAUUCAUUUGCAUAUUGGCUUAACUUUGUAUCCCCAACGCCCGAUUCCUCCACAUGGUGUGCAUAGUAGAGAAGAGCUGAGGACCUUGCUGUGAGAUCAUGACUGCCUUUGGCAUCCAUGCAUCUGUGAUGCCCUGCUUACCAGCCGCAUCAGUUCCUUGCUGAACAAGUCUUUGAAGGCUUAGUAAGGCAAUGGUUAGAGGAAGGAGAAGUAUCUAAUUGCUCUUUUAUUUUGAACAGCCAGGGUUUGUUUCAUACAUUUUUGCCCAUUUUUGGAGUGUGUGUGUCUGUAUUCACAUGUGUGAGUGCAGGUGCGUGUGCCAUGGUGUGCCAAAUCCACGUGUUCCAAUUAUGACCGAAUAACAAACCAUCCUAGCAUUUAAUGGCUUAAAACAAUGACAACACUAAUUUUGUUUGCAAACCUGAAAUUUGGCUAUAACUCAGCAGCAGUUUAUUUGCUCUUGAUGUUGGCUGGAGCUGGAAUCAUUUGAAGGUUCUCUUUGAAGUAUCUGGCAGAUGGUAUUGGAUUCUGUCCAUCUUGACCACUCCUUCAUUUGUUAGGUUGAUUUGGACUCUCAGCACAGUGGCUUGGCUGAAGGAUACCCACAGAACUGGGAGUUACAUCUUUUCUAGUCUAGCAUCAGAAGUCUGCUUCACAUAGUCAAGGGGUGGGAACUUAGCCCUUUCUUUUUCAUGAAGGAAUGUUGACAUGAAAGAUCACGUGGACUCAGGCACAUUGGUGUGCUCAUCUUUGGAAAAUACAAAUGGCCACUGUUAAAUAAUUUUUCCCAGGGAGAUGUGAAGAAACGUCCACUCAUACCAGAUAGGGCACCAGUGACAGACCAAAGAAGUGAUUCCAUCCAAAUCUGGCUUGGUGAACAGAUUAAUAUAAUUGGGUUUACUAACAGGAGCAUGAAUGGGGUUUGUGUAGAGAAGCCUGGGCAACUUAGGGACAGCUACACCACUGGAGGAGAGUCUUGCAAUUGCUAACUGGUUUAUGUCCUCUCCCCAUCUACCAUGCAUGCAGUGAGAACUACUCCCCUUCCAUGAGGGAACAUUAACAGGCCCAAUCUUGUUAGGGUCUUGUGCAGGUAACCAUACCUGCUCUAAUUUUAAGAUACAAAGAGCCAACUAUACCAUGUCUGCAGGACACAAUAGACUUGUUGAGCGAACUAUAGUGUUUAUGGCCUCAUGGAGUAACUACAGUGAACAGGAGACAGCCCAGGACCAUCCACAGUGAGAUGUGUAAUGGAAAGUUCUCCCCUUCAUGAAAUCAAGACCCUGAAGGACUGCUGCCUGCUGAAGGGUUUUUACUAUUUUUGCAGUGCUCUGGAUUGAACCCCAGGGCCUUGCAUAUGUGAGGCAAGUGCCUUUCUACUGAGCUAUGCCUUUAACCUGUCUCUGGUUUAAGAUAUUAUAAAUAAAAAAUAAGCUGAUUUCUAGCUGUCUGCCCCCUCCCCAUGAACUGCAUAGAUAACUCUAUCUCAAACAUUGCAAUAAUUGGGGUAUCUAUAUUA
Nannospalax galili (Upper Galilee mountains blind mole rat) is the source of this 5801-nucleotide messenger RNA. It is a transcript of the gene Wdhd1, whose product is annotated as WD repeat and HMG-box DNA binding protein 1. Gene Ontology annotation, biological process: DNA-templated DNA replication; mitotic cell cycle; DNA repair. NCBI's taxonomy places the organism in Eukaryota, Metazoa, Chordata, Mammalia, Rodentia, Spalacidae. Gene Ontology annotation, cellular component: nuclear replication fork. Gene Ontology annotation, molecular function: protein binding; chromatin binding. The transcript has 25 exons. The record is from RefSeq and is a predicted model, not a curated record. Bases 261 to 3629 code for a protein of 1122 amino acids.